This is a messenger RNA of Vigna angularis (adzuki bean), 1887 nucleotides long. Its product is annotated as zinc finger BED domain-containing protein DAYSLEEPER-like. Bases 1 to 1887 code for a protein of 628 amino acids. NCBI's taxonomy places the organism in Eukaryota, Viridiplantae, Streptophyta, Magnoliopsida, Fabales, Fabaceae. Gene Ontology annotation, molecular function: protein dimerization activity; DNA binding. The transcript has 4 exons. The record is from RefSeq and is a predicted model, not a curated record.
AUGGACCACCAUAAGAGUAACCCUUUGAUUUUGGUUGAUGAUCUUGCAUCUGAAACUCCUGCUCCAUCUGAGAGUGCUACCACCAACAAAAAGGAAAUUUCAAAUGUUUGGAAUUUUUUCACAAAAAUAGGAAAAGAUGAGGAUGGCAUUGAAAAGGCUGCAUGUAAGUAUUGUGGUAAUAGCUACAAAGUUGGAAAAAACCCAGUUACUAAAAACAAUUAUGGAACAUCACAUUUAAGUCGACAUGUCCAUGUAUGUAGAAGUAUUGCAAACUUAGGUGUGGAUCUGAAUCAAGAAGGAAAGUUUGGGACACGAAAAAUCAAUCAAAAGAUUCAUCGGAAGUUACUUGCGAGAGCCAUAAUUAAACAUAGCCUUCCUUAUAAUUUUGUUGAAUAUGAAGGGAUCAGAGAGUGGAUAAAAUACAUUAAUCCUAAUGUUGACAUGAAAUGUAGGAACACUACUGUAUCAGAUGUGGAAAAGGAAUACAUUGAACAAAAGGAUAAAGUUAAACAAAUCAUGUCUAGGAUUCCUAAUAGAAUUUGUUUAACCUCUGAUGUUUGGACUGCAAUUACUUUUGAGGGAUAUAUUUGCCUAACUGCACACUUUGUUGAUGAAAACUGGAAAUUGACAAGUAAGAUUCUUAACUUCUGUCGAAUGAAACCACCACAUACAGGUGUUGAAAUAGAAAGUGUUGUGUUUGGUUGCCUAAAGCAAUGGGUUCAAGAUGGUUUAAAGGUGAUUGACAAAGCACUCCAUAGUAUUAGAGAGAGUAUUAAGUAUGUUAAAUCAUCAGAUGGAAGAACUCUCAAAUUCAAAGAAUGUGUUAGUGAUGCUGGCAAAAAUAUGAGCAUGGGUUUGAGAUUAGAUGUGACUACAAGGUGGAAUUCAACCUAUUUAAUGCUUGAAAGUGCAAUCAAAUAUAAGGAAGCUUUUGAAAUUCUCAAAGUGGUUGAUAGAAAUUAUAAAAAUUUUCCAUCUUCUGAGGAAUGGGAUAGGGGAGAGAAAGUAUGUCAAUUCUUAGAACCAUUUUAUGAGAUUACAAACAUGAUGUCUGGUUCAUCUUAUCCCACUUCAAACUUGUAUUUUAUGCAAAUUUGGAAAAUUCAGCUCAUCAUUGAAGAAAAUUUGUUGAAUGAAGAUGUCAUCUUGAAGGACAUGGCUUGUAAUAUGAAAGAAAAGUUUCAAAAGUAUUGGAAGGAGUAUAGUAUUGGGUUAGCUUUUGGAGCUAUUCUUGAUCCACGACUAAAGGUUGAUUUUAUGACAUAUUGUUAUAAAAAAUUGGAUCCUCUAACCUAUGCAGAGAAAACAAAGAAAGUGUUAGAGAAGUUCAAGAGGUUAUUUAAAGAAUAUGUAAAGAACUUUUCUACCUCUAGUGUUUCUCUUUCUCAAUCACCUACUGAAUCCAUCUUGAUGUCUCAGUCCAAUACUGAAGGGAAAAAGUUUAAGAGAUCAAGAAUUAUUUUGGAUUUUAAAAUGUAUCAGAAUGAGUCAAAAUCUAUCAUUGGAAAGAACGAGAUAGAUGUUUAUUUAGAUGAACCAACAAUAGAUGAUGAUGAAGACAGUGAAGAUUUUGAUGUGCUCAAAUAUUGGAAGACUAAUGAGAAAAAGUUUGCCAUAUUGUCUAUAAUGGCUCGAGAUGUGUUUAGUAUUCCUAUUACUACAGUGGCAUCAGAGUCAGCUUUUAGUAAAGGUGGACGUGUACUUUCGAAAUAUAGAAGCUCCAUUCUUCUUGAGCAUGUGCAAAUGUUGAUUUGUACUCAAAAUUGGCUAUAUGGAUUUUCUGAAAAUCCUAGUGAUGAAAUUGUUGAAGAUAUUUUUGGUCAUGAGGGAAUUGAUGAGUCUAAACUUUUAGAAGAUGUUGAAAGUCUUCAACAUUGUGGGGAGUGA